AUGGCGCAGGCAAUUUUUGAGGUGCUUGAAGGCAUGGACAACCAGACGGUGUUGGCGGUCCAGUCCCUGCUGGAUGGCCAGGGGGGAGUUCCUGACCCAAACAACCAAAACGUGUCUGCAACGCCUGCUAUCCAGUCAAUGGACGACGAAGACGUUUUCCUGUGUGGGAAGUGUAAGAAACAGUUCAACUCUCUGCCGGCCUUUAUGACCCAUAAGAGAGAGCAGUGUCAGUCCGGGGCCCCCUCCCUGUCCACGGUGUCCCUGGCCUCCACCCACACGUACGCACCGGUCCCACCCAUCAGCUCUGUGCCACAAACGCCGCCAAACAGACACGUAUCCACCUACAUCACAGUCCCUCCCUCUCCGCUGACUCACACCCUGGUGCAAGGCAACGUGCUGGUCAGCGAUGACGUUCUCAUGUCGGCCAUCUCAGCGUUCACCUCCAUCGACCAGCCAAUGGCCGCCAUGCAGACGCCUGUACAGAGUAACCUGAGCAUGCACACGGCGGGAGUUUCAUACCUGCAGCACCACCCGCACCACCACCACCACCACCACCACCAGCAGCAGCAGCAGUCCCCCCACCCGCUGCCCCCCGCCCCCAACCCCCCCCACCCGCUGCCGGCGGGGCAGCCCGCCCAGCAGCCGCUCGCCUCUCAGGUCCCGGCCAGCCACAGCAACUCGGUGGUGCAGGUCUACAGCACCAUGCCUCAUAUGGUGGGCGGCGGCGGCGGGGGCGGGGGGGGUGGCGGCCCGGAGAUCCACGCUUUAGGUCUGCAGGCUUUCCAUCCUGUUCAAGUGCCCAGUCAGUGUGUGGAGAGCCAGCCCUACACCAGCCCCCCCGUCUACAGUCCCGGCAAGCAGGGCGCCAAAACCAAGACCUGCAGCUCCGCCAGCGGCAUGCCGGAGCUGGGCGACUUCGAGAAGGUCAUCAUCCCCAAACAGCCGAGGGUCAGCAAAAAGACCGCGGAUGGAGCAGCAGCAGAGCAACUGAAGGCAAAAGGCCAGAAGCUGAAGUGUAAUUUCUGCGACAAGGUCUUCUCCAAAAACUUCGAUCUCCAGCAGCACAUCCGCAGCCACACCGGAGAGAAGCCCUUCCAGUGUAUCGUCUGCGGCCGAGCCUUCGCCCAAAAGUCCAACGUGAAGAAGCACAUGCAGACUCACAAGGUCCGGUCGCUGAACCCCCCCCUUUGUCCUCAGAACGUGGCGAGUUCACUGACCCCCAGCGCUCACGGCAGAAACUCUGUGUCCCCCGUUAAGGUUUGGCCCAUGAACGUGGCCAGCACGGUGUCCCGGCUGCCAAUCACAGUCAAGGUGGUGCCUCUGGCGUCCAGCCAGGAGGAGGAAGAGGAGGAAGAGGAGGAGGAAGAGGGGGGCGGGAAGCAGCAGGAGGGGCCGCCGGCCCGAUCCGAGCAGGACUCCCCCCCAGCAGCCCACCGGGCGGUGGGCCGAGGAGAGGAGGCGGGGGGCGGACCCCCCCGGGCCCGGAUGCAGGCGCAGGCCCCGGCCAACCAGAAGCAGGCGUGCGGGGCCGAGGGCCGACAGAUGGUGGUGAUAGACAGCUCCUACCAGUGCCAGUUCUGCGCCAGCAAGUUCAAGACCUACUUCCAGCUCAAGUCCCACCUCACGCAGCACAAAGGGGAGCAGGUCUAUAAGUGCGUGCUGAAGUCCUGCUCGCAGACCUUCCAGAAGCUGGACCAGUUCCUGGAGCACAUCCGGACGCACCAGGAGCAGCUGACCUACCGCUGCCACCUGUGCAGCAAGGUGUUCCCCUCCCUGUUCGAGCUGGGAGUCCACCAGUACUCCCACUGCUUCUGCCCGCAGCAGAACACACGCAAGGAGACCACCGUCUACAGGUGCGUGAAAUGUCAGAGCAGAUAUUCGACUCAGGAGGCCCUGGAGCAGCAUCUUCUGACGGCUUCACACAGCUUUCCCUGCCCUCACUGCCAAAAGGUUUUCCCGUGCGAGAGAUAUUUCCGCCGCCACCUCCCCACCCACGGCGUGGGCGGCAGGUUCAAGUGUCAGAUCUGCAAGAAGGCCUUCAAGACGGAGCACUACCUCAAGCUGCACAUGCGCAUCCACUCAGGCGAAAAGCCGUACAAGUGUUCCCUCUGCGAGGCCACGUUCAACCGGAAGGACAAACCCUACAAGUGUCUGUUUUGCCAGAAGACGUUCAGCCGCAGGGCCCACAUGCUGGAGCACCAGCAGUCCCACACCGACAACUACCGCUUCCGGUGCUCCGCCUGCAACAAGGGCUUCACCCGCCAGAGCUACUACCGGGACCACAAGUGCCCCGCGGCCGGGGGGGGGGCGGGGGCCGAGGGGGACGAGGAAGAGCAGGAGGAGGAGGAGGAGGAGGAGGAGGAGCACACGGCCGAGGAGAAGGAUGGAGACCGGCUGAAAAGGCCGGGGAACGCAGAGGAGGAGGAGGAGGAGGAGGAAGAAGAGGACAGCCGACAGGGGGAGGCGCCAAGUGGGGAGGAAGAGGACGAGAGGGGGGCCGACGGGGGGGGUCAGGCCGCCAUCAGCGCUGCCGAAGGGCGGGGGGGCGGGGAGGGGGGGGAGGAGGCUCACGGAGGGGGGGAGGCGGGGAUUCAGAAGAACCAGCAGAACGGUUUGCAGCGGCCAUGUUUAUAG
Messenger RNA from Menidia menidia (Atlantic silverside), 2634 nucleotides. NCBI's taxonomy places the organism in Eukaryota, Metazoa, Chordata, Actinopteri, Atheriniformes, Atherinopsidae. The record is from the annotation of a GenBank genome assembly.